Alternaria alternata is the source of this 1235-nucleotide messenger RNA. RefSeq lists its product as hypothetical. Gene Ontology annotation, molecular function: magnesium ion binding; tRNA guanylyltransferase activity. Lineage: Eukaryota; Fungi; Ascomycota; Dothideomycetes; Pleosporales; Pleosporaceae. The record is from RefSeq and is a predicted model, not a curated record. The transcript is spliced from 2 exons. Gene Ontology annotation, biological process: tRNA modification. The coding region runs from base 77 to 910 and encodes 277 amino acids.
CACCUUGUAGUGAAGGAAGCUAUCAUUUAACAUGCAACAACCAACAGUUCCAACACAAACACACACCUGAUCAACCAUGUCGGAUUCUCCCAAAGAUACUGGGGUGUCGGCAGACUCUACCAAACCCGAAUCUCUAGCUUCGCGCAUGAAGUCAUACGAAUCGCACUUCGACCAUACCCUCCCCCUCGACCAACCCAUCAUCCUCCGUCUAGACGGCCAUGGCUUCUCGCGCUUCACAUCACACUUUGCGCGUCCCUUCGACGAACGCAUACACACUGCGAUGAUAUCAACCUGUGCCGAUCUACUUCACUUCUUUCCCCGCGCUACAGUCGCAUACACGCAGUCCGACGAGAUCACGCUGGUCUUUCCGGAAGGUGUGCAGACUUUCAACGAAAGAGUGCAGAAGCUGUCUAGUCUGAGCGCGAGUUAUUGCUCUGUGCGAUUCAACAAACAUCUCGCGGAGGCGCUGGGGAAAAUGCCGGAGCAGGCAGUCAAGGGCAACGUGGAGAAGGUACUAGGCACAGCGCAUUUCGAUGCGCGUUUCUUCCCGGUUCCUUCUGUAGGAGAGGCUCUCAACAACCUCAUAUGGAGGUGUCGCAAUGAUGCUGUACGGAAUGCUGUUUCUGGUUUUGCUCGGACUAUGUACUCAACUAAGGAGAUGAACGGCAAGAAGACGCGGGAGCUCAUUGAUAUGAUGCUGGAGGAGAAGGGCGUUAGGUUUGAGAAGGCGGUGCCGAAAUGGGCGAUUGAGGGCUGUUUGCUGAAGAGAGAGCAAUAUGAGCACGAGGGGGUAAACCCAAAGACUGGAGAGAACGAGAAGACUUUUCGGACAAGGACGCGAGUAGAGGAGAGGGGUGUGAGGGUAUUUGGAGAUGAGGGAUUAAAGCUAGUGACAGAUAAAUAUUGGUAGAGUAGUUCUGGAGGUAUAUUCGCUCUACAACGUAGCAGCGAGGUUGCGGUCGUCCUAUGUAGAACUCGUUCCACGGCGAGCGCUCAAUCAUCAAUAUGCUAUCUUUUUGCAUACAAGCAGUCCUUCGUAGAAAAAAGAUUGCGCGUACACUCACUACCCCAGUGGAAGUUUGUUCUAGGCGAGGCACAAAUUUCAGCAAAAAAGAAGAUGGGGCCUGACCGGGAUUCGAACCCGGGGCCUCCUGCAGAAUAGGCGAUGUGACAAUGUCAACCCAAAGCAGGAAUCAUACCACUAGACCAUCAGGCCGAUUUUGCUCUGAAGAGCU